Messenger RNA from Cuscuta campestris, 2458 nucleotides. NCBI's taxonomy places the organism in Eukaryota, Viridiplantae, Streptophyta, Magnoliopsida, Solanales, Convolvulaceae. The record is from the annotation of a GenBank genome assembly.
AUAUAAGCAGUAGUUCUGUGAGUGUAACAUACUCUGCACAAUUUCUUCAUCGUCGGACUCUCUCCUGCCGUCGCUAUGGCUUCUUUUUCGAUAGACGUAGUAGCGCCCUUUUUGGUGAUAGCCAAGCGGAGGGUCACGCCAACCCUAACCUACACCCUAAUUCCUCGAGUAUGGAGAACCGGCUGCUCUCGGAGCGGGAGCUCCCUAUUCGCUUCAUCAUCAUCCUCAUCUGUUCGUUCGAGGAGUAUCUCUACUGCCGCGUCCAGUUAUUCCCCAAAAUGGAGGCGCUUAUCUAGGAGGUUCACUGCCUGUGCGACCACAACUUCCACUCCGCAAGGCGAAGCUUCUGAAGUCUUGACUGAUAUUGUGCCCGAUAAUCGCAUUCCUGCUACAAUUAUCACCGGUUUCCUAGGUUCCGGAAAGACCACAUUGCUAAACCACAUAUUGACUGCCAAUCAUGGAAAGCGGAUUGCAGUUAUCGAGAAUGAGUAUGGCGAAGUGGAUAUUGAUGGUUCUUUGGUUGCUGCAAAAACUUCUGGGGCUGAAGACAUUGUCAUGCUUAACAAUGGAUGUUUGUGUUGCACGGUGAGGGGCGAUCUUGUUAGAAUGAUUGCAGAAUUAGUCAGUAAGAAGAAAGGGAGAUUCGAUCAUAUUGUAAUAGAAACAACAGGCUUGGCAAAUCCAGCACCAAUUAUUCAGACUUUCUACGCUGAGGAUCAAGUAUUUAAUGAUGUUAAGCUGGAUGGUGUUGUAACAUUAGUUGACGCAAAACAUGCUGGUCUUCACCUGGAUGAAGUCAAGCCAAAGGGAGUGGUUAAUGAAGCAGUAGAGCAAAUUGCGUAUGCCGACCGUAUUAUAGUGAACAAGACUGAUCUGGUUGAUGAAGCAGCCAUGGCUUCCUUGAUUGAACGCAUAAGGAGAAUAAAUCAAAUGGCACACCUGAAGAUGACAAAAUACGGAAAAGUUGAUAUGGAAUAUGUUCUUGGUAUUGGAGGAUUUGAUUUGGAAAGGUUAUCUUUUCACUUUUUCUUUCACGACUCUGGUUUCCAUCCUAAGAGGUCAAACAUGAUAGGAGUUGUAGUUCGUAGUCUAAGGUUAUAUAUGUUUUUUUUUUAAAUUCCAUGAAUAUCCGAUGUGAGACAUGCUCUCAAACACCCAUAACAAGUAGACCUAGGGCCAGUCUCUUGCAAACUUGUCACAGAUGUUCACAUUCUGGCUGCAGGUGUUACUAGCUCUCAUUAGUCUCAUAUAAUAUAAAAAGUUAUGGGUUUUAUUGGGGUAAUUUUCUUGGAUUUACUAGCUCUCAAUGUUUUUAUAUUUGUGCAUCAAUAUCAUUCAGGGAAACUCAUAUCAACAUUAAUUUGUCUCACUUGCUCCAUUGUUUGUUAUCUUGGACUUAUGGACUAGUAGAUAGUCAUACAAAUUGGUCUAAUAUGCCAUAAGUAUCUCUAGUUGCUUUGACAUAAUGGAUCUGCCAAAAUAGGUGCCUCUAUUUCUUGGAAAAACUGUUCACACCACAGUAGAAUUCAAGGGUAGAUGUUUCCAUGAUAUUCUAUUCUCAACGCCUCUGCUGUGUUGGGGCUCGAACCUGGGCAAACUUCCCCAGGAAUCCCUGUGAGUGGGCUUCUUACCACUCAAACCAGGGUAGAAGUUCAUUGAAUGAUUCACAUUAUUAGUCUCAUCUCUACGUAAAUCUCAACCACACAAUUUCACCUUUACGUAAACACAGUGAAAAAUUUAUCUUGUUUUUCAUAUGCAGUAAUUUUUUGUCAACCUUUUCUGUGUGAUGCAUUUAUUAUUUAAUUUGGUCAUUUCUACAAUGAAAGAAUUCUGCAUGCGUACUUUUUUCCUUUUAGUUAUUCCGUGCAACUCAUAGAAGUAAAAUCUCUAUAUCUAUUCUAUUUUUAAUACCGUACAUUCAUGAUCUCUUUGGCCAUGAAGGCUCUCAUUAGGCCAUAUUGUUUCUCAGGCUCAGCUUAAACUAUUUGAGCUUUCACUACACAUGCUUAUCUAAUUAAAAUUGGCUGAGCCUGAAACAAGUGAUUCAACUUUUCAGAGUUUUAGGUAAGAUUAUUCAUGCCCCUCAACCCACACAACACACUGGCACUGCCUUAAAGUUAUAUGAGUUCUAUAAGGUGGUGUCAAUGUGCGUCCUGAUCUUUAACUGCAUAAUAGAGAUGGGGGUUAGGGGAAGAAUGGAACAAGCGAUUCCUAUGAAAUGCUACUAUACAUUAUACCUUUAAGAGUUUAUUUGGGGAGAUUAUUCUAGCCCCACAACCCACACAACACUCAUAGCAUCACCUUAGAGUUAUAUAAGUUCUAUAUGGUGUCCAUGUGCGUCCUGAGCCUCUGCAUAAUAGAGGUGGAAGGUACUGGAAGAAUGCAAUUCUCAUUGAAAUAGUGUUCAUUAAAAAAAUUAUUUUAUUUAAAAUGAUCUGAAUAUAGUAAUUGAUUGAUU